AUGGAGUUUGGAUUUAAAAAAAAUAGUCACCACCAAUUCUUAUUACAUUUGUUGAUCUUAAUUCUUGUUCUUCCCACCUUUGUUUUAUCCGAAUGCACUUGUGACCAAGAUAAACAAAGUAAUAUAAGCAAAGCAUAUGGAUACAGAGCAAUAGCAUUCCUAUCGAUACUUAUUGCAGGGGCAUUUGGUGCUAGUAUUCCAUUUUUGGGCAAAGUGAUACCCGCAUUAAGUCUCGACAAAAACAUAUUUUUUAUUAUUAAAGCUUUUGCAGCUGGUGUGAUAUUGUCAGCCAGUUUCAUUCAUGUGUUGCCAGAUGCAUUUGAAAGUUUAAAAUCACCUUGUUUGAAUGAUCAUCCUUGGGGUGAUUUUCCAUUCACGUGUUUUCUAGCUUUGUGUUCUGCCAUGGCUAUUCUUAUGGUAGAAACCUAUGCUAAUAUUUUUUUUAUGAAACUAACCUCUAAAGAAGCACAUGUUGAUGUCAAUAGUAAUACAGAUGUGGAGAAGGAAGUACUAGAAAGCUAUGUUCCUUUUGUUGAUAAGUCCUAUCAAUUUAUUCGUCAAAAGAUGAUGUCACCGGGGUUGGAGUUCUGCAUUAUCUUUCACUCUAUUAUAAUAGCAAUUUCUCUAGGUGCUUCGGAGAGUCCUAACACAACAAAGCCAUUGAUGGCUGCCUUGUGUUUUCAUCAAUUUUUUGAAGGCUUGGGAGUUGCAAGUUGUAUAGAUCAGGCGCAGGGCAAUAUGAGAAUGUUCUUUUACUUAACUACACCAGUUGGAAUUGGAAUUGGUGUAUUUAUCAGUAAUACUUAUGAUGAAAAUAGUCCAACAGCUCUUAUUGUUGAAGGAAUCUUGAAUGCAACGUCGUCUGGAAUCUUGAUCUACAUCGCCCUUGUAAAUCUUUUAGCUGCAGACUUUAUGAGUGAAAGAAUUCAAAAGAGUUGUAAACUUCUAUUAAGUUGUCAUCUUUCUCUUUUAUUAGGAGCUGGUUGUAUGUCUCUUUUUGCCAAAUGGGCUUAG
Molecule: messenger RNA, 1014 nt
Organism: Lathyrus sativus (Indian pea)
Lineage: Eukaryota; Viridiplantae; Streptophyta; Magnoliopsida; Fabales; Fabaceae
Source: the annotation of a GenBank genome assembly